This is a messenger RNA of Didymodactylos carnosus, 636 nucleotides long. NCBI's taxonomy places the organism in Eukaryota, Metazoa, Rotifera, Eurotatoria, Philodinida, Philodinidae. The record is from the annotation of a GenBank genome assembly.
AUGACAAAUUCUAAUCAAUCAGGAAGUAACGUCGUUUCAAACAUAUCAUCAAUACUAAAAUUUAGUGAAGAUGAAAAUAUGAAAACUGACAGCGGUGAUACAAAUGAAAAAUAUUCAGAUGAAUUGACUGAUGAAAAAGUUUCCAAAAAGGAAUCAUCAAAGUCAAGAAGACAAUCACCUGUCAAAUCGGCAAAAUAUUCAAUUCCUUUACCUCCACGAAGAUGGAUUGGACGAACACAUGGAUAUGUACCACCGAGAUGGAUAAAUCCAAAUUCAAAUCCACCAAUAUGGUCAGAUGUUCUACCGAAAAUUACAACUCGUUGGGAGUACAAUGCGAAUGUUCUUCCAACUCAUAAACCGCCGUUGUAUCCUCCACCCAAAAGAAGACGUUCACGACGAAAACCUAUUGAUCCUCAACAGAAAGAAGAACAGAAAUAUCAACAUUUUGUAACACAUCUGAAAAAAGAUAUUGAUGUCUAUCUUAAAAAAAGUUUAAGAGAAAUUCGUUUUGAUCCUACUGGACACGGAAGUGGUCAGAUGAACGCUCAUCUUAUUAAUGCAAAUGUUAGUAUGAAAAGUGCUUUACAUGAAAGACCGACCGAUUCUAUGGUCAACUUUGAAGAUUCAUUAUCGUGA